This is a messenger RNA of Opisthorchis viverrini, 2934 nucleotides long. RefSeq lists its product as hypothetical. The record is from RefSeq and is a predicted model, not a curated record. Gene Ontology annotation, molecular function: cysteine-type endopeptidase activity. Lineage: Eukaryota; Metazoa; Platyhelminthes; Trematoda; Opisthorchiida; Opisthorchiidae. The transcript has 18 exons. Gene Ontology annotation, biological process: vacuolar protein processing. Bases 1 to 2934 code for a protein of 977 amino acids.
AUGCGUCUUUGUUCGCCUCUUAUAGCGUUCUUUCUCUGCAUCGACCACAUUGCAUGGUUGGACGCCGUCAGUGUCGGCAAUUGGUCAUCCUUAUUUCACAACCGUCCGUCAAAGAACUGGAUUGUUCUGGCCGCUGGUUCCAACACCUGGCGAAAUUAUCGACAUCAGGAUGUCACACGGGAUAACUUCGUGAAUGUAUUAAAAGGCGAUGAGAAACUUGAAGCCAACAAGAAGAAGGUGCUGAAAAGCGGUCGUGAUGACAAUGUGUUUAUCUUCUACUCUGGCCAUGGUGGGAAUUCCCAUAUUGGUUUUCUAGAAGAAAAUUUGUAUGCCAUGGAGUUGAACGAUACCCUCGCCUACAUGCAUUCAAAAAAAAAGUUCAACAAAUUGGUGCUAUACGUGGAGGCUUGCUACUCUGGCUCUAUGUUUAAAGAUGUUCUUCCUACAAAUAUGGGAAUCUACGCGACAACUUCAGCCAAGGAAGAUGAAAAAUCCGGUGCUAUGUUUUGUAUGGACCCGAAAAUCGAUGUGUGUCUAGCAAACGAAUACUCGUUUAUAUGGCUUGUAGAUUCGGAACAGAACGACAUAAAAAAGCGUACACUGGAGGAGCAAUACGAGGCGGUGAAAAGGAAGACGGUCUUAAGUAACGUGAUGAAAUACGGUGAAAUGGCGAUGGGAAGUCUUCCAGUUGGAAAAUUCCAUGGUCAUUUUGAUCUGCUGAUGCACCGGAAUGAUGGGGUGAUAGCACCAAAUGCUGUAGAUCGAAAGGGGCCUGGCCAGGCGCAUUUGAUAUUACAUUUUCGACGAUUGAUGGAGACAGCGACCGAGGAGGAACAUGAAGCCGCCUGGCGAAGGCUGCACCGUGAACUUCAGCGGCCGUUUCUUGAAGCUACACAAAAAUUAAACGUGGUUCCUUUAGAUUUGCGAAUCACAUGCCGCCACAACUAUUCUUCUGACUUCUUUCAGGUUAGCCACAUUGUCAAGAAAACGUUUCGCGAUAUCGUCGUGGAUGUGACAACCCACCAUAAGCCAACGGUAAUGGGUUUGUCCAAGAGGGAGGAGCGCAUGUGUUUCCAGGAAGUAUUUGAUCAAUUCCGGACGCACUGCUUCACAAAUCUGCAGGCAAGAUCCAGUUCGACAAUGAGGCGAUUGGCUCCAAUCAUGAUCUUGGAGGCCAGAUAUUCAGCUUCCGGCCUUGGCAGCCAACCGGCCAAGUGGUUCUCCUUCCCGGGCAAGUGCUGGAUUGCAACCGGAGUGCCCAGCAUGCGAGGUUCCCGCAAUGACCUCUGUGGUCCUGAAUCCACUCUAGGGGCUGCCAGCUGUUCGGAGAGUUGGUUCUCUCUGGUCGGCAGUUCCUCCAUUGAUGAACCGUCCCGGUUCUCCUGCAACUGCAACGUCGACAGUGGUGCCUCGAUCAGCUCCCGGGACCAGACGCACCAGCUCCUCCAACCGCAACUGGAAAACAAGCGCGGACUGCACAUCUUCGACGAACUGAUCCGACAGCAACUGGUGUCGCGACACUCCGUCCAGCGCCGGCAAAGCGCGAUCCAACAAUUGCUGCAGGCCGGCAAAGAACACGGUCGGGUCAGAUCCGGGUGGCAUCCUGGCCGUCUUGAACCGCCUCAUAGCCUCCUGGCGGCUUGUGGAACUCCGAUGCCAAAACUACUUUUGCGGCUGCCCAGUUCACCUUCUGAGGGCCUAAUCUGGCCGCAUCCAGGGACGCCUCCGCCCAGCCCUUGCGGAGGCUCUUCAGGGCUGCCAGCGAACCCUGGUCGGUCUCCAGCCCGGCAGCCUCGGGAACCACCUCAAAGUCCUCCAGCAAGGUCCAAACAUCCCAAUCUUGAAAGAAUUGCGGCCACGGGAUCAACAUCCUUAUCCCGGCAUAUGAAGCUUCAAGUAAGCCUGACUAUGAUUUGCCGUUGUUCGCUUCUUAUUGGGUUCUUGUUCUGCAUCGACCACGUUGCAUGGUUGGAAGCCGUCGGCAUCCACAUUUGGUCAUCUAUAUUCAGCAAUAAUCCGUCAAAGAACUGGGUUGUCCUUGCGGCUGGUACAAACACAUUGGAAAAUUAUCGACAUCAAGCGGACGUUUACCACGCUUAUCAAGUCGUGCGGAAACACAAAGUUCCACCGGAGAAUAUAAUUAACUUCGCCUACGACGAUGUUGCAAACAAUCCCAAAAAUCCGUUUAAAGGCAAAGUGUUCCAUGACUACGAACACAGAGAUGUCUACAAUGGUGUGGUGAUUGACUACCGUGGAAAAGAUGUCACUCGGGAUAACCUCGUGAACGUACUAAAAGGCGAUAAGAAACUUGAAGCCAAUAAGAAGAAGGUGUUGAAAACCGGUCCUGAUGACAACGUGUUCAUCUUCUACUCUGGCCAUGGUGCGACUUUCCAUAUUGCUUUCCAAGAAGAAUACGUAAGUUUGGUUAAUUUUGACGGUCGGCUCGCGUGUCGAACUCCACUGGAAGGACCCCGUUUGCGGUGGCUUAGUCCAUCUUCAAGAACCUCGUCUGGCCGCAUCCAGGGCCGCCUUCGCCCAGCCCAUGGGGAGGAUCUUCAGCGUCGCGAACUGAAUCCGGUCUGUCUUCAGUCCGGCGGCAUUCACGGCCAAAUCAAAGUACUCCAGCCAGGAGUAAGAGCAAUUGAGGCUCUUGCUGGGACCAGCGGGUACCGGAAUACUCCACCCGGCCAAGCCUACCUGUAUUAUGCUGGGUGGCGUGUGCGUGCCGGCGGUGUAGACUCAGGCGAAUCGUCGUCGGAAAAAGGCGGGAAUAAUCAGCGCAGGCAAAUUAUCGUGAACUCGAUGGGGGCUACCAGGUCAGCUUUCGAUUUGCAGCAAUUGGAACAUUCCUCACACGUGAACUCAACGAGUCCCUACUGGUUGGAACUGGUGCGGAAGCGCCAGAUGAUUCGUAGUAUACAUUGUCGAAAGUAA